This is a messenger RNA of Cylindrotheca closterium, 972 nucleotides long. The record is from the annotation of a GenBank genome assembly. Lineage: Eukaryota; Bacillariophyta; Bacillariophyceae; Bacillariales; Bacillariaceae.
AUGCAGUCUUGCGCAGUAUUGGUAGACGUUGAAAAUGUUUCCCAUAAAAGCCUCCAGUGGAUAAUGCCAAUUUUAGACUCGAUGGGAUACAAUGCCAAAACAAGAAAAGCUUAUGGUGACUUCCGGAAGCCAAACUUGGAACCAUGGAACGAAGCGCUAAACAAAUUUACCUUUGAGAAAGUUUCGGUGCCUUCUUUUGCUUCAGGAAAGGGGACAUCAGAUAUGGCGAUGAUCAUUGGUGCUAUGGAUAUUAUGUACAGUCGCUCCAGCAUUGGGUGUUUUGUACUCGUCACAUCGGAUUCGGAUUUCGCUCCACUUGUCGGUCGACUCAAACAAGCCGGAAAAGAACUAUUGGGGUUUGGAGAACGGAAAACAUCUUUAGCGCUUGUGAAAGAGUACAAGAAUUUCUUUUACGUCGAUGCCUUCAAAGACAAAACAAUAGGCACCAUGGUUCCGAAACGCAAGGAAAACCAACAAUUGGUUGAGGUUCCUGAUCGCCCCCCAAAGAAGAAAAACGGCAAGAGGAAGCGUAAUCAAGGCCAGCACUUGACUGGCGUUUCUAAUAUCCUCUCCAAGAAGAAAAAAGCCAAAAGGAAACGCAGUGAAGACCAACCCGUGGCUCAGGUUUCUGAUGUCCUGAAAAAGAAGAAAGAAGCCAAAAGGAAACGCAGCGAAGCCCAACACUUGGCUGAGGUUCCUGAUCUCUGCAAAACGAACAAAAAACAGAAAAUUGUUUCAAAAUGCAAGGAAGAGCAACACUUGGUGAAGGUUCUUGUUGACGUCGUCAAGCAAAAAUCCAACAGGGAUGGAUGGGCAAAUCUCCGUUCCGUCGGUCGCCACUUUGAUUGCAAACGCCGUGGAUGUUCAAAGCUUGGUAAAUUAAUCAAACGAAAUAGGAUUCACUUUCUAUCUGAUGGGAAGAGAGUUAGGGUGAGGGUUCAGGGCCUCAUGCCGGAUGACGAAUUAGACUAA